Molecule: messenger RNA, 1605 nt
Organism: Aureobasidium pullulans EXF-150
Lineage: Eukaryota; Fungi; Ascomycota; Dothideomycetes; Dothideales; Saccotheciaceae
Product: MFS general substrate transporter
Exons: 2
Coding region: 1-1605 (534 amino acids)
Biological process (GO): transmembrane transport
Molecular function (GO): transmembrane transporter activity
Source: RefSeq, a predicted model, not a curated record
AUGCCACUACAAGACAAAGUCGUCACGAGUGACUUGGCCCACCACGCUACGGAUGAUGGGCUGGGUCAACGAUCCGUCCCCAUUUUGCAAGAUGAAGCUCAGGACAGUACCAAGGUCCAGAAUAAUCCAAACGAUGAGGGCAGCGAUGAAACAGGGAGACCUUGGUCGAUAUGGACACCGAAGCAGAGGAAGAUGAUCAUUUUGGCAGCUUCUUUCGCGUCAUUGUUAUCUCCCCUUUCAAGUCAGAUCUAUCUUCCCGCUUUGGACGUCAUCGCAAAAGAUUUACAUGUCACUGACAGCUUGAUCAAUCUAUCCAUUACGACAUAUGUGGUUGUUCAGGGUAUUGCACCGACCUUCACGGCUCAAUUGUCUGAUACGAUAGGCAGACGGCCUGUGUACAUGGUCUGUCUUCUUCUCUAUCUUGCUGCAAACCUCGGCCUAGCAUUCCAGAAUAGUUACAUCGCUUUGAUGGUUUUGCGAUGCCUCCAAAGUGCUGGUAGCAGUGGGACUGCCGCGUUGUCCUACGGGGUCGCCACUGACAUAACGACGUCCACUGAGCGUGGGACCUACGUGUCUUGGGCUGCUGCUGCGCCUAUGUUGGGCCCAACACUCGGACCGGUCAUAGGUGGGCUGCUCUCGAGAUAUGCAGGGUGGCAUUCUGGUUUCUGGUUUCUGGUUGCGGUUACUUGUGCUGUUGCCCUUCCUAUGUCGAUCUCCUUUCCCGAGACCUGCCGUAAUGUCGUAGGCGAUGGAUCUAUCCCCCCUCAGGAUUGGAAUAAGUGUUACACAAACAUUCGCCGCGAACGAAAUAUCCUCAACCAAGGCGUGGAGGUGCCUUCCGACAGACAUAUUUCACGGGCUCGUAUCAGUCUUCCUCGCCUGCCUAACCCUUUUGGGAGUCUCGUCUUGAUCACCCAACGAGAAUGCGGGUUUGCGCUACUAUACAGUGCGAUCUUGUGUUGCUCUUUCUAUGUAACUCUUUCUGCGAUCCCGUCUCAGUUCAGCAAGACAUACCAUUUCAACGAGCUACAAAUCGCCCUCUGCUAUAUCCCAUUUGGAAUUGGGAGUUUAGUCGCAGCAAUCAAUCGCGGUCGGAUGAUCGAUACCAACUUUGAACGCCACGCCAAACGCUUGGGAGUUGACACGGACAAUAACAAGCAGACUGACCUUAAAGACUUUCCGAUCGAACGUGCGCGUCUCGAAGUGGCUGUUCCAAUGAUAAUAUUGGGAAGUGCGUGCAAUAUUGGUUUUGGCUGGACAGUACAAUGCAAGACCAAUCUGGCGGGCCCCUUGAUUCUUUUGUUCGUCAUUGCCUUCUGCACUUCUUCCUCCCUCAAUUGCGUCGCCUGUCUGAUGCUGGACUUGUAUCCUGGCCAAGCAGGUACUGUGACGGCUAGCAAUAAUCUGCUCAGAUGUCUCCUGGGUGCGGGCGCGACUGCGGCGACUGUUCCGCUGAUCAACGCCAUCGGGUUCGGUUGGGCAGUGAUGGUGUUCGCAAUCCUCAACGUCGUUGCUUUGCCACUUUUAUGGUAUGUCAUGAGGGAAGGACCCAAGUGGAGGACUGGAACUUUGAACAAAAGGCUCCAUGCAGCGGCCAAUCAUUGA